Molecule: messenger RNA, 1167 nt
Organism: Sporisorium graminicola
Lineage: Eukaryota; Fungi; Basidiomycota; Ustilaginomycetes; Ustilaginales; Ustilaginaceae
Exons: 1
Coding region: 1-1167 (388 amino acids)
Source: RefSeq, a predicted model, not a curated record
AUGUCGACUGCUACACAGAAGACCGCGGCCACCGCAGCCGCCGCUCAGAAGGAGGAGAGCUUCAACGACAGCAUCCUGCCAAAGUACAAGGUGGCGGGCGAGAUCUCGGCCAAGGCGAUCAAGGCGGUCAUUGCAGCUGCUGGCGAGGGCAAGACGGUGCUGGAGCUGUGCAGCGUCGGUGACAAGGUGCUUGAGGAAGAGACUUCGGCCGUGUACAAGGGCAAGAGCAUUGCCAAGGGCAUUGCGUUCCCUACCACGCUUUCGCUCAACAACGUCGUGUGCAACUACUCGCCUCUGCCUACGGACGAGGAGCAGAUCACGCUCAAGAAGGGCGAUGUGGUCAAGGUGCAGCUUGGUGCCUACAUCGACGGCCUGCCCGCUAUCACUGCCGAGACGUUCGUGGUGGGUGCCGACGCCUCCAACCCAGUUGAGGGUCGUGCUGCCGACGCCAUCAAGGCUGCGCUCGUCGCCGCCGACGUCGCCAUCCGCGUCAUGAAGCCCGGUGUGCUCAACACCGAGGUCAGCAAGGAGAUCGAGGCCGCCAUCAAGCAAUUCGAGUGCAAGGCCGUCGAGGGCAUGCAGACCAACCAGUUCGCCAAGAACGAGAUCGACGCCAAGAAGAAGAUCGUCCUCAACGCCGAACCGGGUACCAAGCCCGACACGAUCAAGCUCGAGGAGGACGAGAUCUACGGUGUCGACAUCUCCGUCACCACCUCGGCCGAGGGUAAGACCCGCUCCGAGGACAGCAAAACCACCAUCUACCGCAAGACCAACAACACGUACCUGCUCAAAUUGCAAACCUCGAGAAAGGUGCUCUCCGAGAUCCAGAAGAAGGCCCCCACCUUCCCGUUCAACCUCAAGAGCCUCGACGACGUCCGUCGUGCGAGGAUCGGUGUCCAGGAGUGCGCAAAGCACGGUCUCCUGACCCCCUUCCACGUGCUCGAGGACUCGGACAAGAAGGCCAUCACCGCCCAGGUCUUCUUCACCGUUGCCGUCAACGCAAAGGGUGCCAUCAGGAUCACCCCUGCCCCUUCCUGGGCCAACGAGGAGAACCUCAAGCCUUCCAAGCAGGUCACCGACGACAAGAUCAAGGCCCUUCUUUCGACCGCCGUGCGUCAGACCAAGAAGAAGAACAAGCCCGCUGCCGCUCCCGCUGCCUCGGCUUGA